AGGUAGGGCACAGAGGAAGGGUACGUUUAUAAUUGGAGCGAAACAAAAAACCCUAGCCUGCUCUGGCUUAAACCCAAAAGUUGCAGAGUCCUCACUCUUUCUGGGUAGCAAGUAGCAACGCAAACUCAGAUAUGGUUUGGUUUCAAUGCGAAGAUUGCGGAGACAACCUCAAAAAGCCCAAGUUGUCUAGUCACUUCCGAACUUGCUCUGCCUACAAAUUGUCGUGCAUUGACUGUGGGGAAAUAUUUGGGCGUGAUACCGUUCAGGAUCACACGCAGUGUAUCACAGAAGCGGAGAAAUAUGGACCAAAAGGCCAAGGAAAAACUUUUAACGUUGCAACUGCCAAGCCUAAUAAGGAUAGCAAGCAAAGGCCUGAAGUUGAUAUUAAUGUGGGGUUAUCUGAUCGGCCUCCUUGGUUCUGUAGUCUCUGCAAUACGAAAGCUACAAGUAAGCAAACACUUCUUCUCCAUGCGGAUGGAAAGAAACACAGGGCAAAGGCUAGAGCAUUCCAUGCUUCAAAGCAACCACCAGUCGAGGCAGACAAAUCUGCCACUGAUGCAAAGGUUGCUGUGGAGAUUGCUCCUAAUGAUGAGGUGAGAGAUGACAAAAUUGGAGAGCUGCCAAAACUGCAAGAAUCUUCUAAACAAAAUAACUCAAAACCAGGGAAUGAAAUUUCAUCAGCAAAGAAAAAGAGGAAACUUGAAGCAUUGGAGGAUGACCUUAUUAAGAAAACCAAGAAUGACACUUCAGUUGACAUGGGAAAUGGAGAAGUAAUUCAGGGUGAAGAGAGCAAUUUCAAGAAAGAAGGGAGUGCUGUCAAAAAUAAAAUUAAAUGGAAGAAGUUCAUUAAAUCAGCCUUGAAAUCUCAUCCUGAUGGAAUUUUGAAGAUGAAGAAACUGAGAAAAGUUGUCCUCAAAGCACUGCAGGAAUCUGGCAUUGCAGUGGAUGAUGAAGCUGAAUUGAGUGAGGCGCUUGAGCAGAAGAUCAAUUCCAGCUCCAGAUUUGCAGUUGAGAACAAGUAUGUGCGACUGCUGGCCAAAGAUUGAACACUCUAGUUAGAGUUCUUUUGACUUGAAAUCCAUGCAAUUUUUCAUAAUUCUCUUGUUGCUUGGUAGACAAUUCAUUCAUACAAAAAAUUCCCCAUAUAGAAAGUUUGUGAACGAAUACUUCAUUGUUGCUUUGCGCAAAAACAUUCAAUUAUUAUCUUGUAGAAAAACCAAAGAAAAUAUCAUCAGGGAGAUCCGUUUGGUUAUUAUGUUGAAUUACAAGCAAUGAGUUGUAGAAUCUGCAGUACGUGGUUCUGAAAUCUUAUGUGACCUUAUUCUCCUAUGUGACCUCUUUUAGACGAGUUUAAUAAUCAAGUUUUACUUUUCAAUA
Molecule: messenger RNA, 1377 nt
Organism: Glycine soja
Lineage: Eukaryota; Viridiplantae; Streptophyta; Magnoliopsida; Fabales; Fabaceae
Product: UBP1-associated proteins 1C-like
Exons: 6
Coding region: 132-1046 (304 amino acids)
Biological process (GO): rRNA processing; negative regulation of transcription by RNA polymerase II
Cellular component (GO): nucleolus
Molecular function (GO): zinc ion binding; DNA binding
Source: RefSeq, a predicted model, not a curated record